Molecule: messenger RNA, 1473 nt
Organism: Kalmanozyma brasiliensis GHG001
Lineage: Eukaryota; Fungi; Basidiomycota; Ustilaginomycetes; Ustilaginales
Product: Magnesium transporter NIPA
Exons: 1
Coding region: 1-1473 (490 amino acids)
Biological process (GO): magnesium ion transport
Cellular component (GO): membrane
Molecular function (GO): magnesium ion transmembrane transporter activity
Source: RefSeq, a predicted model, not a curated record
AUGCCAAGCGAUACACCUCAGACUGCCGCGCUGCGGUCGCGGCUCGUCCGCAUCGCCACCAUAGCCAUGCUUUCUUGGACUGUAGCCACCAACGCUGCGCCAGCAUCCACAGACCGACCGGGCUACCUCCCGCCAGAUCCCGCAGUCGAUUCGUCAACAUCAACGCUCACUCAGCAGAAAUGGAUCGGGCUCACGCUGGCCAUCAGCAGCUCGCUCGCCAUCGGCACCAGUUUCAUCAUCACCAAAAAGGGCCUCAUGGACGCAGCAGACAGGCACAACGGCUUGGCAUCCGACGGUCACACCUACCUUCAGAAUCCCAUCUGGUGGGCCGGCAUGGCGACGAUGAUCGUCGGCGAGGUCGCCAACUUUGCCGCCUACACCUUUGCUCCUCCCAUCCUCGUCACUCCUCUCGGUGCACUCAGUGUACUCAUCGGCGCCAUCCUCGCUUCCUUCAUCCUCAAAGAGGAGCUCGGUCGGCUUGGAAAGGUCGGCUGCACGCUCUGCCUCGUCGGUACCGUCAUCAUCGUCGUCAACGCCCCGGAAGAUAAGGAGAUCCAAACCAUCGACGAAAUGCUCAAUUACGCGCUUCAGCCUGGCUUCCUCUUCUACUGCGUCUUUGUCCUCGGCUUUUCGCUCUUCAUGAUCUUCCGCAUGGUGCCCAAGUACGGUCGCAAGACACCGCUGGUCUACAUCUCGAUCUGCAGCUUGGUCGGCUCCAUCUCGGUCAUGAGCGUCAAGGGCCUCGGUGUCGCCCUCAAGCUCACCUUUGCGGGCAAUAACCAGUUCAGCCAUCCUUCCACCUAUUGCUUUGCGAUCGUCGUCAUCGUCUGUAUCUUGACGCAGAUGAACUACUUCAACAAGGCGCUCGAUCAGUUCUCUACCAACGUCGUCAACCCCAUCUACUAUGUCUUCUUCACCACCUCCACCAUCCUCGCAUCCGUGCUUCUCUUCCAGGGCUUCAACACCACCACCGCCCCCGCAGUCUCUCUGCUUGGCGGCUUCAUCGUCAUCUUCACCGGCGUCUACCUGCUCAACCUCAAUCGCAUCAUCGACCCCGUCACACAACAGCCGCGCAUGUCGCUCGUCACGGGCGAAGGAACCUCGCGCCUGUCCGAGCAGCACGAGCGUCUGCUCGAUCAGCAGCGCGCCAUGAGCAGCUUCGCCAAUGGCAGGUCCAGUCUCAGCGGUCCUGCAGGACGAAGCGCCGCCCUGUACGGCCACAACAGGAGAGGCAGCGCCGGGUCCUCGGUCAUCUUCAAUGCAUACGAGAACGAAGAGGCGCUUGGCAUGGCGCGGCUCGAUGAGGACGAGUACGAGGACGACAUUCGCGACACGUCGCCCAUGAUCCGUCAGGGCAAGCCACGUACCAACGGUCAUAGGUCUUCCGUAGAGGCAACAGCGAGAGCAAAUCGUCAGCUCAAGCGACAAAGCCUCCUCGACGAUUCAAGUCCGUCGUACGAGAACGGCAAGUGA